Messenger RNA from Owenia fusiformis, 3324 nucleotides. Lineage: Eukaryota; Metazoa; Annelida; Polychaeta; Sabellida; Oweniidae. The record is from the annotation of a GenBank genome assembly.
GAUUAAGACCCCUAUGUGUAAUACAUCAACAGAAACGACUAUAUAUUAUUACCAGCAUUGUUAAGUAUGGUAUAGUUUAUAUUUGUCAUAUCCCUCGGAUAUCAGUAUCAAAUAUACGAUUAACGAUAAUGAUCAAAUUUUCAGAUAACUGGACAUAUUGAAGUUGAAUUACUAAAGUAUUACUCUGAGACGCCCAGUCCUGGGUCCUAGGCUAUCGUUUUAGCUAACACUUUCGACUUUGACCAGAACGGGAAAACAACUUUGCAAUUUGCAAGGGAACAUUUGGUGAUAAGCAGCUGCGAAAUUAAAAGUCAUUCUCAUUAAGUAGCGAGCUCGUAUCCAGUGUAGCCAGUGGCACAUUCUAAAUGGUAACAUCAUGAAUUCUAGCUGACAAAUAUAGUUUUCGUAAAAAUAGGAACUAGAAUCUAAGACCUAAUCAGGGGUAAUCAAUCAAAGAUAAAUAAUAAAGAAACAAUUAGAGAUUAAAAAGAUAUACCAUCACGGAAAUUGGACUAAAAUAGCUAUAUUUAAACGACGAGGGGAAAUUUUCUGACUGGUGGUCAAUAUUAUGAAGAUUUUGGCUUACUUGACCACGAUUUUACUUCUAAAAUACGGAGUUUUGACGGACGCAGCGUACAAUGAUGAGCACUUUACUAACGAAUGGGCAGUGGAGAUCCACGGAGGACCUGAGGUUGCCGAUAUCGUGGCGAGAGAUUUGGGAUAUGUGAAUCGCGGACAGAUUGGGAAUCUAGAAAAUUUUUACCUAUUGGAGCACAGUCGCUACCCCUCGCGGACAAAAAGAGAAGCUCGCCAUAUCACGAAACGACUAUCAGAGGACGAGCGGGUCCAUUGGGUUGAACAACAAUACGCGAGAUUGAGAGUUAAACGAGACUUUAUCGAUGAGGAGUUUCUGGAUGAAAAAAGAUCAAAUGAAGAUUGGAACGACCCUAAAUGGAAACAGCAAUGGUAUCUUUAUGAUGUCAGUAGAGAUGAGAGGGAAACUGUAAAGACGAUGGACCAUAACGUUGUCGGUGUUUGGGACAAGGGCAUCACAGGAAAGGGCAGUGUUGUUUCAAUAUUAGACGACGGUCUGGAAUGGAACAAUACAGACAUCUGGGCCAAUUAUGACCCGUAUGCCAGUUACGACCUCAAUGACAAUGAUGCAGAUCCGUUCCCUCGAUAUGACUCUACAAACGAAAAUAAACAUGGCACUAGAUGUGGAGGAGAGGUUGCAAUGGUGGCCGAUAACGGCUUUUGUGGCGUUGGAGUAGCAUAUGGUGCCAAAAUCGGAGGAGUACGAAUGUUGGACGGGCGCGUGACAGAUUCUCUCGAGGCGAAGGCUAUCUCCUUCAAUUGCACACAUAUCGACAUAUAUAGCGCAUCCUGGGGGCCGAACGAUGAUGGUAAAACGGUCGAGGGACCUGGUAAACUGGCAACUGCUGCUUUUGAAAAUUGUAUCAAAAACGGGCGUGGGGGUAAAGGUGUGAUUUACUCGUGGGCAUCAGGAAAUGGUGGGAGUAGGGGCGAUAACUGUGACUGUGAUGGAUAUACUGGCUCCAUCUAUACGCUGUCAAUUAGUAGCGCAUCUCAGAAGAGGGGGUCCCCUUGGUAUACUGAGAAAUGUGCAUCUUCAAUGGCAACCGCUUACUCCAGUGGAAGUUUUGGCGAGAAGAAAAUCGUUAGCACAGAUCUCCACAACAAAUGCACAGAUUCCCACACAGGUACAUCUGCCUCUGCGCCUAUUGCUGCUGGAAUCUUUGCACUAGUCCUUGAGGCAAACCCGGAUCUGACGUGGAGGGAUAUGCAGCAUUUAGUAGCGCAUACGUCACAAUGCUACCCCCUGAAGGACAAUCCGGGUUGGAAGAAGAACGGCGCGGGUCUUUGGGUUAAUACGCGAUUUGGGUUUGGACUUCUCGACGCUCUAAAUAUGGUAGAGGCCGCGAAUCCAGCUACAUGGAAAAAUGUCCCGGCUAAACAUAUCUGUGAAGUGACCUCAAAGAACGCCAAAGGACUGCCAAAGAAAAUAUCUUCCGGACACGAGGUGAUCGUAGAAAUUGAAACCACCGGAUGUGAAGGCCAAAAUAACUCCAUCAAAUAUCUUGAACACGUUCAAGUCCAGGUGUCAAUGGACUACACAACUCGGGGUGAUUUAGAGAUAUACCUCAUAUCACCCAUCGGAACGGAAGCCAUGCUUCUAUCUAAAAGGAAUGCAGAUAAAUCGACAAAGGGAUUUAGUCAGUGGCCAUUUAUGUCCGUCCACACAUGGGGAGAAGACCCUAAAGGUGUUUGGAAACUAAGGAUUUUAGACAACUCAGUAGACAACAAUGCCGGCCACGUGAAUGAUAUUCGACUUGUAUUACACGGUACCCAAACUAUCCCGGAAUAUGCCACAGAAUACCCCAGAAAAUAUACAAAUGAUUGUGAAUCGAAUGAUUUUGAGGAGGAUAUACGGGAAGGCUUUCUUAUCGCUCUGGAUAAACUCAAAGAAGAUCUAAUGGGAUAUGGCCCCGAAUAUACCCCAGACCCAUCUAUCGACGUCCUUAAUGCAAGGAACCAAGUCAGCCUUGAUCUUCCUGCUUUGAAGGCUUACAUCGAAAAUCACGAACUGCUAAGGGAAGAACAAAAAUCAGAAUUAUUAAAUUAUUUUAUUAGCGACUUAGAAGAUGGGAAAUGAAAUACAAUACUUUGGUUGGAUCAGUUGAGAUAAUCGCUAAAUAUUGUGAUCACCUCUUCGAUCACAUACGACACCCUUUGGUCAUAUUAGAAACACUUCGAUCAUAUAUGACAUGCUUUGGUCAUGCAUCAGAUAUAGACAAAUAGUGUUUAACUAGCGUAUUUAUUUAAUGCUACAUCGAGAUCAAAAACAAUGCUGCUUUAUUUUGGUUAUUUGGUAGAUAACAUUUACGAGCAUCAUAUUUUGUGUACUACUUGCUAGCCAUCAUAACCUGGUAACGUAUCUAAGGCCCAACAUAUUAACCACUUGUUUAGCUGUACUGUUAACAGGCUUUGAUUAACAAGGGCCUCAGAUAGUAUAUUUUAGUAUAAUGCAGUCAUGACAUUGAGAUAAAUAUACAAUAUAUUGGUGCAGUAUGUAAUAUAAAGUUAUCAUUAUACCUCGUAUCAGAGGUGAACAUUUAUUCAGAAUUGUAUAUUUAAUGCUUAAAAGAAAAUAUAAACAAGUUAAAAAUAAUAAAUGCAUACAAAUGCAGGCAUGGUAUGGUUUAAUAAUAAUUUUGACAAAUACGAGGACCACCUCGGUAGGGGCGGACGCAAUACUUGCACCGACUGCUUUCUAGUUUUGUUGUAUACAGUAAUAUUAUUCAU